This is a messenger RNA of Mugil cephalus (flathead mullet), 1236 nucleotides long. Its product is annotated as junctional sarcoplasmic reticulum protein 1. Lineage: Eukaryota; Metazoa; Chordata; Actinopteri; Mugiliformes; Mugilidae. The coding region runs from base 148 to 975 and encodes 275 amino acids. The record is from RefSeq and is a predicted model, not a curated record. The transcript has 7 exons.
GCUGACACUCAAUGGCUUUUUGUUUUUUCAUUCUGUACCACCUGUGCUUGGCUGUCAGACAGUUCAGAGCGUGACUCUGCUGCUUUCUCUGCGGAGGAACAACGGCUCUGUGACAAAGGUCCCGAGAAUCCGCCCAAGGGACCGCCAAUGUCGAGGGAACAAAUGGAAGAAAGCUAUGAGACAUUUGAGGAGGAGUUGGGGCCAUCAAGAGCAGAUCCUCCUCCACAGAAGCCUGUUCGACCGAUCCACAGACCAGAAAUGUAUGCCACUAGGAAAAUCAGAGAGCAGGAUAUGGCUCCAGCUCCACAGCCACCAAGAGCAGAACCCAAGACGGUACCCAGACAAAGCAGCACCCCCAAAUUAACAUCCUUGCACAAAUCCUUGUCCAUCCAGAACCUGGCUGAAAUCCAACCAUGGGAGAACGUCACCUUGAACCGCUGUCUCUUUGUGGCCAUUACCAUCCUGGUGCUCACCUCAGGCUUCCAGAGGCUCCACGAAACCUUACGGGGUCAGAGGGCAGCAGAGGAAGAUGAGGAAGAAGCUGGACUGAUGGUGAGACGGUCAGGGACACUACGACACAGAGGUCAACCACCAGAGCCGGAGACGUCUCUGUGGGAGGUUAUGUUCUGGUGGCUGCCAGAUCUUGACGACGAAGAUGAAGAAGAGGACGACGAUGACGAACAGGUCGGGAGAGGAAAAUCAAGGAGGGGAGUAAAAGCACGAGCGACAAGAGGUCUCAGAAACAAGCCACUGCCAGACAAAAAACUCCUCAAGCAACGAGACAGUAAAUUAAAGGGGAGAAGAGCCAAGAAAGCCUGGGAUGAAGAAAUCAAAGAGAAGAAAGGGAGAGUUAAAAAGAAGGAACCUGAAAUAGAAGAUGAAGAGGAUGAUGAUGAAGGUGAAGAAGAGACGGUCCCCAAGAAAAAUAAGAAAUCAAAGCAAAAGAAAGAAAAGAAAAACACUCAAAAAGGAUGAGUGGAAUAUUCCUUCUGUGGCAGAAUAUUUUCUAAUCUAGCUUUGCCAGAGUGGUAAUUUGUGUUUCAGAAAAAGAAAAUGUGCCUGCGCUUAAAGAGAACACAAUCAGCAGCCUUGUGUUACACACUUGUGUUGGACAGAUGUGAUGCUUUUGUGUGAUUACCUGUGAGGACAACUGCUUUAUUUGAAAUGCCCAUGUGAUCCGGUCCAUGAGUGUCCUGGUCUUGAAAGGGAGACGUCUAAUAAACUGUGCCCAACCAA